CCCGGCGCCGACCCUGAGCUCACCCCGGCCUGCCCCACCCGCGCGCGAGCCCCCGGCCGGGCCCGCGGGCCGCGCGCCCACCAUGAACCUGGCGAGUCAGAGCGGUGAGGCCGGCGCUAGCCAGCUGCUCUUCGCCAACUUCAACCAGGACGUCACGUCUCUAGCUGUUGGUAGUAAAUCCGGGUAUAAAUUUUUCUCCCUUUCUUCUGUGGAUAAACUGGAACAGAUCUAUGAAUGCACUGACACGGAAGACGUGUGCAUCGUGGAGAGAUUGUUCUCGAGCAGCCUGGUGGCCAUCGUCAGCCUCAAGGCUCCCAGGAAGCUGAAGGUUUGCCACUUUAAGAAGGGGACCGAGAUCUGCAACUACAGCUACUCCAACACCAUCCUGGCCGUGAAGCUCAACAGGCAGAGGCUGAUCGUGUGCCUGGAGGAGUCUCUCUACAUCCACAACAUCCGGGACAUGAAGGUGCUGCACACCAUCCGGGAGACGCCCCCAAACCCCACCGGCCUGUGUGCGCUGUCCAUUAACAACGACAACUGUUACCUGGCCUAUCCGGGCAGCGCCACCAUUGGGGAGGUGCAGGUCUUCGACACCAUCAACCUGAGAGCUGCGAACAUGAUCCCGGCUCAUGACAGCCCGUUAGCCGCCCUGGCCUUCGACGCCAGCGGAACCAAACUCGCCACUGCUUCCGAGAAGGGGACCGUGAUUAGGGUGUUUUCCAUUCCAGAAGGACAGAAACUCUUUGAGUUCCGGAGAGGAGUGAAGAGGUGUGUGAGCAUCUGCUCCCUGGCCUUCAGCAUGGAUGGCAUGUUCCUGUCCGCCUCCAGCAACACCGAGACUGUGCACAUCUUCAAACUCGAGACUGUGAAAGAAAAGCCUCAGGAGGAGCCCACCACCUGGACCGGCUACUUCGGGAAGGUGCUCAUGGCGUCCACCAGCUACUUGCCCUCCCAAGUGACAGAGAUGUUCAACCAGGGCAGGGCCUUCGCCACGGUGCGCCUGCCUUUCUGUGGCCACAAGAACAUCUGCGCGCUGGCCACAAUCCAGAAGAUUCCCCGAUUGCUGGUGGGCGCCUCGGACGGGUACCUGUACAUGUACAACCUGGAUCCCCAGGAAGGUGGCGAAUGCACCCUCAUGAAGCAGCACCAGUUGGACGGCAGCAUGGAGACAACCAACGAGAUCCUGGACUCCACGUCCCAGGACUGCCCCCUGGUGGCGCAGGCGUACAGCGCAGCCGUGGCCAAGGGCCCGCUCGCGCCUUCGUCCCCCACGGCGCUGGCCUACACAGACGAGCUGGGCGCCGCGGGCGGCUCGGGGCUGGAGGACGAGGCCAGCGCCCUGCGGCUGGAGGAUGACAGCGAGCACCCCCCCAUGAUUCUACGGACGGACUGACCGCGACCUGUGACCUCCUCGGGCCCCGAGGCAGAGGACACUGGCUGACAGAGGACUUCGCAGUCAUGCUGCUAUGAACUUUGACCCAAGCUGGGGAGAGGAUGGCAGAGACUUCUAAAGCAAAAAGAAAAAAAAAAGAUUGUAGCUGUAGGCUCAUUCCAUACUGUUGAGAAAUACAUUGUUUUCACUUCAGUGGCUUUUAAUCCUGCUUAUGAAUUUUUAGCUUUUCGUUGGUUUUCUCUUUUUUUGCCAAAAUCAACUGUUUGGUGAAGCCCUCGAAACACUUUUGCUUUGCAUGUAUUCAUGUGCCAAGCCAGCCAGGAGCUCUCGAGCCCGCUCGUAACAGCCCGCAGGCGUCUGGGGUUUUCCGUCUGUACAGAGAGGUGCGGGCCGAGAAGGCGGCGCAGCGAGCACGCAUCUGGUCCUGCUCAGGCGGGCCGGGCGGCGGCCUUGGGGGGUCCUCUCUCACUGGAGCCCCUCUGGGACCAUUUCUCCCCCCCUCUCCCCGUUUUAUUUUGUUAAUUAAAUUCUUUCCAAAUUGGA
Messenger RNA from Dama dama (fallow deer), 1936 nucleotides. It is a transcript of the gene WIPI2, whose product is annotated as WD repeat domain, phosphoinositide interacting 2. Gene Ontology annotation, biological process: nucleophagy; protein lipidation; protein localization to phagophore assembly site. Gene Ontology annotation, molecular function: phosphatidylinositol-3,5-bisphosphate binding; protein binding; phosphatidylinositol-3-phosphate binding. Gene Ontology annotation, cellular component: extrinsic component of membrane; cytosol; phagophore assembly site membrane. The coding region runs from base 83 to 1393 and encodes 436 amino acids. The transcript is spliced from 12 exons. NCBI's taxonomy places the organism in Eukaryota, Metazoa, Chordata, Mammalia, Artiodactyla, Cervidae. The record is from RefSeq and is a predicted model, not a curated record.